This is a messenger RNA of Micropterus dolomieu (smallmouth bass), 1183 nucleotides long. It is a transcript of the gene tac1, whose product is annotated as tachykinin precursor 1. The record is from RefSeq and is a predicted model, not a curated record. NCBI's taxonomy places the organism in Eukaryota, Metazoa, Chordata, Actinopteri, Centrarchiformes, Centrarchidae. The transcript is spliced from 5 exons. Gene Ontology annotation, biological process: tachykinin receptor signaling pathway. The coding region runs from base 298 to 645 and encodes 115 amino acids.
CCUGCACAGGAGGACGCACGAGACCGAAGAAGUUGCUGCAGAAGCUGAGCGCGCGGAGAUCUUUGGAGACAGUGGCCGGAGACCGGCACAGCGUUUGACGCACGCACGCACUAUGGACUACUGUUGAGCUCGAAGGGAAGAAACAGUGCGCGCACAGUACAGCUGCUGCUCGUGCCUCAAACCGUUCUAAUUUUGUUUGUGUUUUUUUGUACUGAAGUUAUCCACGGCUAUUUUAACAUAGACUUUUGACAGUAAUUCUAACUGAAUCUAACUGCGUCGAAAAACAGGUUCGACAUCAUGAAGUUGCUGCUUUUACCGGUUUUAAUGGCUUUUUUCGCCAUCGCCCAAGUUUUUUGCGAGGAGAACGACCCAAAAGAAGACGCCGACUACUGGACCAGCAGUAAUCAAAUCCAGGACGGCUGGAUUUCCAAUGACCCAUUCAGGGAAAUCCUCCUGAGGAUGACAAGAAAGCCGCGGCCGCAUCAGUUCAUCGGUCUGAUGGGCAAACGCUCCAUGGGAAAUCCACAGAUCACCCGCAAAAGACAUAAAGUCAACUCUUUUGUUGGACUGAUGGGGAAAAGGAGCCAAGAGGAACCAGAGUCCUAUGACUGGAGCACAAUACAGACGUAUGAGAGACGCCGCUAAACAGUCAUCUCCUCACCUGCCUGCUUCUCAUCUAGCCAUUCCUCAUCCAUGGAAGGGGGACCGGCGCUGGUUUUGUUUUCUCCAAACUGUGUAGCUGUUAGCUGAAUAAAAUCAUUCUGUUUCCACAUUGUAGUGAUGUAGCAGUGCUGUACCUGUGCCAGUUUUAUUUGUGUAGAUUGGGGCGAGAGGAGGGGCAAUGGUGUCAUUAUCAAUGUUAAGUGUUUUUCUGUGAGCGUUUUCAACCAUCUGCCAUGCUACAAAGACUAAAUGUUGUGGACCAUCAAAGCAAGGCUAUGCCCCAGGGUAUGCUGAAAAUUGCACUGCCAAAGCCACUGUAUAGUGCCUCAUAACUGUUUAAUUGCAACUGAUUGUUCUAUAAAUACAACACACUGGGACAGGUUCUCAUUUUUGCUUUCAGAUGACUUUAGAACAGCUGUCGUGUUCUCCACCUGGACAUAUGGUGUGAUAUGAAAGGAUACCUGUGUGUUAUAGUGGUUUAACAAAUAUUAAAAAUAUUUUCUUUACUGGUUCAACUUCA